Messenger RNA from Haplochromis burtoni (Burton's mouthbrooder), 8536 nucleotides. RefSeq names its product NAD kinase a (gene nadka). Gene Ontology annotation, biological process: NADP+ biosynthetic process; NAD+ metabolic process. The record is from RefSeq and is a predicted model, not a curated record. The transcript has 10 exons. NCBI's taxonomy places the organism in Eukaryota, Metazoa, Chordata, Actinopteri, Cichliformes, Cichlidae. The coding region runs from base 5123 to 6262 and encodes 379 amino acids. Gene Ontology annotation, molecular function: NAD+ kinase activity.
UUUUUAUUGUUGUCCACCUUUGGAAGUCAUUCCUAAGCUUUAGUUUCAGUGUGAGUCAUUGUACAGUGAACAGUAGUGAGUUUAGUGUGUCUUUGCAUCAUUAAAACCCACCUGUACAACAAAGCAUCGUGUCAUUGCUUUGAAAUCCGGUUGGGCCUGUAAAGGGUUUUGGAACAGAGAAAAGAGCAGUGUUGCUAAUGUCCUUAUUUGCAAUAGCCAAUAAGGACAUGAGUGGUCAACUUUUGGACCAGUUCUUUUACCUUCAGUUAUGCAAUCCUGUAGUUAACUUUGACGCUAAUCUAGCAUGUCAGUCUUGUGUAGUUUUCGUAGCACAAUGGGUCUAAAUGCUGCAGUCAAAUUAGCGUUAAAGGCUAUAAAGGAGCUUUUUAGCAUCACGGUGAGACUUGUGCCAUCUGAACUUUUGCAAGUCCUUUCAGAUCUGGAUGAUUUUAAGGCCUAGCUAAAGCUAGCAGCAGAGUCUGUUUUUCUGGCCUUUUUUGGAGAGGCACAAAGAAAAAUAAUCUGAAAUAAGUGAUUGUCACUAAGGAAGUGCUGUGGGCUCAGUAUUGAUAAUAAAAGCAACACCAUAGUGUCAUAAAGUACACAUUCAUUUCAGUUAUUGUUGGAUCUCUUUUCUUUUUUUAAAUGACCCAUAUAGAUCUACUCUACACAAAAAGCAAUUUUUUUUUCUGUUUUUGUUUUUUAAACAAAAAACAGAAAUGCAUUUCUGUUCAGUUAAAAAAAUAAAAUAAAUGAAAGAGUAGAACUGUUUUUAAUCCUUUAAGACAGAUUUAACACAAGCAAAGCAGGGCUAAUACAGCUGACUGCUAAUACACAGUCACUUUAGGUUUCCAUGUUUCGAGUCAGGUUUUACUUUAAAUCUAGAAUAAAGCCUGAGCUGAGUUUGAUGCUCGGAGGCUGUUUUCAUGCUGAUCUUCAAAAGCAGGUAAAUUCCUCAGAGCUCAGGUCGUUGAACGCGUGCACAUGCAGCACAUACUCCAACGUGCCGAAUAUAUAUAUUUUUUUUUUUAGCCAACGCCUUUAACAAUGAUUAGCUAAAUGUUCUGCACAAGAUUGAAGACCAUGUGCAUACUAACUAAUCAGUAACUUGAUCAGCCGUCCACAUUGUGCAGGACACGCCAGGAUGAGGAAACAAGUGUAGAAAAAAUACUGUCGGCGUCAUGACUGACAUGCUCCAUUGUUUCUGAACUCCAGUGCAAUUUUGCUGUAAAACUAGUUAACACAGCUUAAAAAUCAUUAUCAUUCACUUCUUUGAAAUAAUCAGUUUAUGAGAACAAGUCUUCCAUGUAAAUGUGCCAAUUUCCUCUUUUGUAACUUCCAAGUGUAAACGCAGCAUGUUGCACAUCGUUUGGUACUUCACGUCUAGUCUUUAUCAGCCGGUUUCAGUGCUUAAAGUGGAACCUUGAAUCCAAAAUGAGCUUUAGCAUUACACUAACAUCAUUCUUCAUUGUUGUGUUGGCAUUUAUUAAUUUGUCAUCAGUGAUUUCAUUCUAAACAGAGCUUGGUUAUUAGUGUUUAUGAGUCUGUUGGGUGCUUCGUGAUAAUCACACAUUGGAUCACAUCAGCGCAUCUGCUUUCCUUUUUUUGAAUCUGUCUGACAAAUCUGUCAGAGGCACGCUGGGUUUAGUGUGCCGUGAAAUGCAAAUUUAGAAAAGCAAAAAGUGCAGACUAGCUGCAGGUUUGAGAAAUUAUUUUUUUAAAAUUCUUUUAUUUUAUUUUUAUUUUAACCUCAGAUCAGUCCAUGCUUUAUUUGAGGUUUAAGGUCAUGUGCCUUAACUACUUAAGAGUGUUUGAUUGUUUGGCCUCAUAAAUUUCUUGGUUGCCGUGUCUGGAUGAUAAGUGAGUGUCCUGCUGCGCAUCUACCUUUAAACAUAACAUGUAGCAUCGAAGAACGCUGUGUUGCGUUGUUAAAUAGAAAGAAGGGAACAUGAAGGUUCGAAUAAUGACUUUUACAACUGUUUAGAUUGAGCAUAUCAACAAUGAUUUCUGUUCAGUUCUUCUCGUGUGGCUGAAAACAGCCUCACUGUUCUUUGUGUCCUGUGUGUUGAGCACAAUACCCAGAAUAAGAGAAGCGUUAUGGGUCCCUUUCACAUUGCUGAACUUUAUAAUUGCUUGGCUAUGUGACACUUUCACUAUGUUUAAGCUGUUACCGUUUGACCGUUGUGUCUUUUUGAGCCUCCAUAAACAUUAAAAAUUAUUUUAAUUGACUAUUUAGUAACACAACUUGCAACAGCAUGCUUUUCUUUUUUUUUUUCUUAUGUUCCUGUGGUAAUGGCUGGUUUCAUGGACGCGAGCAUAAACCGUAAUUUAAAAAAAAAAAAAAGGCAGCCAGAGUGUAAAUGUCUUAAACCUGCAUUCUACCUGAAGGUCAAAAAAUGGUCAUAGCUGUGGCUGCAAAAAGCUUUGUGGUCCUAUAGACGUCUGUGGGAAAACAUAACACUUUCCUAGCGAGUUUAUGGGCUCGGUCACUUGUUUAACGUCCCACUCAAUUUUUUAAAAAAAAGAAAAAAGAGAGGAAGUCUGUUUGUUGUAAAUCCUUGUCAUUAUGUUUCGAAAUAGUGUUAUCUACACACUCACUGGCCAAAAGGUGAUCACUCACAAACCAUUAGUGAAUAAGCGUAGGAGCUUUGUGGUCAUUCCUACCCCUUUUUGUCACAUCCUGUUGUUUGCAACCAAAGAUGAAGGCGGCAGGACCGAUCAUGUCAAGGCUUCAGAUUGGGUGAUGUCGCUGUGGUUACGUCCAUCUUUUCUGCUGUCAGUCUCUUGGUCAUUUUUUUUGUUGAUACUUUUUUUUUUUAAAAAGCCAAAGUUUCCUCAAAUCUUGGAUGCUCACCAAUUUGCAAAUGAAUCACCUUUUCAACUUUCAUGUACAGGAAUCCAGUAGUUUCUCUGCAUAAAAGAUUGCAUGCAAUCCAACAUAUUUUGAUAAUGUUGUUCAAGGCGUCAGCACUACUUGUUUCUUACAGUCACUGUGGCAUCACUGUCAUAUACACGAGUCACCUUAUUUGAUUGUGCCCUAGAUCACUCAUCGUGCUGCAGUUAGGAAAGUCUUGACAUUCAAACUGUUGAUCUCUUGACUCGAUCAAUCACAUAAGUGUCUGCGUUUGUUCAGGCAGAUUAGCUCCCUUAAAGCUGCUCGACAGGUUAAAAGUAGCAAAACCAGACUAUCUUUAUUCCAAAGGCUGCACUGUAGUUCUUUUCAGGAUAACCUGGUUUCACAUAUUCAGUGUUUACAAGUGUAAUGUUUGCACCUACUAAGGACCCUCAGCUGCUGUGACCAGUAGGUGCUAUGCUUUAGGGCAGUAGGAAGAAGGAAAUGUGAUUAAAGGUAAAGUAGCACCAGUUGAGACCUUCCUAACUGGAAACUUGCCUCUUAGAUCACACUCUGUGGAAGGGUGUGGCUGUGAGUGCUCAAAGCAGAUGGAUGCAGCCUUGUUUCACUCAUUGUCGGCUUGUUUCGGGGAACUGCAGACACAUGUGGCCACAUUGAUACCCGACACCCUAAAUACACCCUGAAAACUUCACAGUGCAUUGUUCUGAAGACCAGCCAUGCUACUCCCUUUGUUCUGUGUUGUGCCUCAUUGCUUUGUUGACUUCCACUUGAAAGACGAGAGCUGAGGCAACUGUAGUCAAAUCCGAAGUACCGCUGAAUGCACACAGAGUGCUUAUGUCAUGCCUACAUGUGCUAAAACAUAAUCAGAACUUAUGUUAAUUUUUUCCCACUAAGUAGAGAUUUAAUUGAACCAAAUUUUGGCCUUUUAUUAAAUCUACAAGUACGUUUAAUUCCUUGUGAUCAAAACUACUUAAUUAUCCAGAGUGGCCCAAUGGUAGUGACAAUAUGUUUAAUAUAUUAUUUUGAGGUAAAGCCCAAUGAGAUGCACCAAGCGUGAGCAGUUCACACAAGCAGAGAUAAGAAACAGAGUGUGCAUUACUAGCAUACCAGUGAACAGGUGUAGUGAUUUACACAUUUGUGAUUGUGGGAGGAGACACAAAUCCAUUUAGGGUUGUCAGGAAGGGCAUCUGUUGCAAAAACGGGCUAAAUUAAGCGUGCAGAGAAUAAGAAGAGUUCAAAUUAGUUGGGUUUUAUGUUUGUUUGCUUUAUAGAAAUUUACUGUAAUGUUAGUGAUCAUCCUCAAUCUUCCACUAAAACCUUUCUAAAGGAUUCCCAGAAAUGCCCCAAAAAUAUUUUACAGCAGGUACUAUUCAUAAACUUUGACUCAGCUCAGUUUUUUCUAAUUAUAUAAAUGUACACUGAUGUGAAAAUGUCAGCGGGGAGACUAAGGACAGCUAAUGUCUGAAGGCAACUUCUUAUUUGGUUUGUGACUUAUUUGUGUUUCCUGUUACAGUCACACUGUAGGUUCCCAUUAUAUCAUGUGUGAAAUGUGAUUUUUAUGCUAUAAUGUUUAUCCUCUCAAUAAAGUCCAUAUUGUUUAAGUCUCUCUCUGCUUACCGUAGAGCAUGAGGAAGUUCAAAUAGAUCCUGGUGUAAUACCAUAACCCAGAAUUGCAUAAUUUCCUAACAAAAGCUCUGUUGAUGUGUUUGAUUGUUUCCUUUCUUAAGCUGACAGAUCACAUUAGUCAUCUGUCAUGCCCAUUGGUCUAAGAGGCCUUUCAUUGCAUUGUACCAGGUCUAUGAGCUCCGAGUUGUACCAGCGUGGUUUCAGUGUUUGAGAUAAUCACACCUGUCUGACAAGGAAGGUCCUUCCCAGAAAUGGGCGGGUUCAGUACAGCAGAGUGGGUGGAGUCUGCGAUGAAGUCAACUUUAAGAUGAGUGAGAGGUCUGAUUCAGCAGCAGAAUGCAACAGGAAGGUUUAGUGUUAAGUCCUCGCUGGGCCAAAUAUAGCCACGGACGAUCCAUCAGCAGGGGUGGCGUUGCUGCUUGUUGUUGUUAGUUGUUUUCAGCGCAUGGAGACACUUCCAGCCUCUCAGACUGCCGGUGGCUGACUCGCGACUGGACUUCAGGAAGCAAACUGAUUCAGCUGCUAUAAUGUGCAGCUUUCAAGGAAGUAGUUAGAAGCGGAAUGAAGUGUUUUGUCAGAACGGGCCACGACGACAGAGCCCCGUUCUCCAGCUGAGUCAUCCUGAAGCAGCAUCUCCGUUACAUGUGUACAGUUAUGAAGUUCAACCAGUGUGUACUGCAGGACGCUCCUGCGAGCCACAGCGAGAACAGGGUCUGGAAAUGGCACAUUCAGGAUCCCGCCAGCCAGAGGCUGACGUGGAACAAACCACCAAAAAGUGUCCUUGUCAUCAAGAAGAUCCGAGAUGCCAGUCUGCUACAGCCUUUCAAAGAGCUCUGCAGGUUCCUCACCGAGGUGAAAAGCAUGAUUGUUUACGUGGAAAAGAAAGUCCUGGAGGACCCAGCCAUUUCAGGCGAUGAAAACUUUGCGGCCGUUACAAAGAAAUUCUGUACUUUCAGAGAAGAUCUCGACGACAUCUCCAACCGUGUAGACUUUAUAAUCUGUCUCGGUGGAGAUGGAACUUUGCUGUACGCAUCUUCGCUCUUCCAGGAGAGCGUUCCACCAGUCAUGUCCUUCCACCUGGGUUCCCUGGGCUUUCUGACCCCAUUCAAAUUUGAAAACUACCAGUCUCAGGUCAACCAAAUUAUUGAAGGUAACGCUGCCAUUGUCUUAAGAAGUCGCUUGAAAGUGCGGGUGCUCAAAGAGAACUGGGAGAAGAAGGCCAGGGUGGACGAAAAGGGGAUCAUUUUGACCAACGGGGACAUUGAAAGUAGCCGCAAAGCCAUGCAGUAUCAGGUACUGAAUGAGGUGGUGGUGGACCGAGGACCCUCCUCCUAUCUCUCUAACGUAGACCUGUUCUUGGAUGGACACCUCAUUACUACGGUGCAGGGAGAUGGUGUGAUAGUCUCCACACCCACAGGCAGCACAGCGUACGCAGUGGCAGCAGGAGCUUCCAUGAUCCAUCCCAACGUCCCAGCCAUCAUGAUCACCCCCAUCUGCCCGCACUCUCUCUCCUUCAGACCAAUCGUGGUGCCGGCCGGGGUGGAGCUCAAGAUAAUGCUCUCAUGUGACGCCAGAAACACAGCAUGGGUGUCGUUUGAUGGACGAAAGAGACAAGAGAUCUGCCACGGGGACAGUAUUACCAUCACCACUUCCUGCUUCCCCGUUCCAUCGAUCUGCUUCCGGGACCCGGUUAAUGACUGGUUCGAGAGCCUGGCCCAGUGCUUACACUGGAACGUGAGGAAGAAGCAGAACUACCUCAGCUCAGAGGAUGAGGAAUUCUGAGGCCUUCUUCGGGGUCUCCUUAAAGUCUUGGUUUUAGCUUGACCGUUCUCUGUGCCAUUUUUUUUUUCUUUUUUCUCCAUCUUUUACGGAUAGAAGGUCUCACCAAACUCCCUUCAAAAAAAUAAAAAAAUCUGUUAUAAUAGUUUUCAGUAAAACGAGGUUGCUACAGCCCCUCAUUUCAUCCACCUUCACGGCAACAGUUUUAGUUCCCCCACCCCCUCAUGAAGACAGCUUUCUUUUGAUUGGCUGCGCUUUGUAAAUAGAAGGUUAGGGAUUGUCUGUUCUCACUGACAUCAUAAAUACCCAAAACUAGAAGGAAAAAAAUGACCGAGCAGUUUGAAGCUCUACCAGUGUACCACUGUGCAUAUAUGAUAGAAAAUAAGGACAAGCAUUCAAGGUCCUUUUAAUUAAAAAAACAAACAACUAAUACUAAGUCCUACUUUCUAAAAUACUGUUUCAUCAUUCUUGUUUUUUGGUAAACAUUUCGUUCACGACAGUAAAAAGCUAAGCUCCUGUAACGACUGCAAUUGGCUGAAAUGUGGACGCUGCGACAUGCCCUUAAAAUUCAAAAUAUGACUUUAAUAAAUAAAAACAAAUGAGCAUUUUUAAAAGCAUUAGUUAAAGAAAAUUAAACCAAAUAAAAAAAAUUUUUCUUUGUGAACUUUGAAGCAUUAAUACAAUUUCCCAAAUGUUCCCACUGGACGUUCGGUGUGUGAGACUUUUAAAACGAUGGAUUUUUGAAUGGAGUUUGGUUCCACUAUUACUCCAGGAUCUGAAUGCUGUGAAAACCUCUCCUUUCUUGAAGUUGAAACUUCAGCUUGUUAACAAAGUGUUUUGACUAAAAAUGAAAAGGAAAUGCAACACUUGAAGUGAUCUUGUACUGAAACUUAAAGGUCAGUUGUGGUUAUCAGAUGUGUCGUAGCACUUUUUAAUCAGAUGGCAGGGUAAAAACUAGCUCUCUGUGGGGGUGACGGCAGAGUUGCACCUUCCAGGAAAGAUCCAACUCUGGUAAAAAAAAAAUAUGGAUGUAAUGCUAUCAAUGAAUGGCAAAUGUUGUUUUUAGAGUUUUUUUUUUUUUAGUUGCGUCUCAUGGAGGAGCAGAUUUAAAGUACAUCUACCUAGCAACACAACAUUACAGACUGUGCCUUUAAACACUGGUAUCAUUCAUGUAAAGAAGUAAUAUUUUUCAAGGUUUACACCACACUUUAAAAACAAAAAUAAAAAUCACAGAUUUGUGUUUUUGUGCAUUCUCAUUGUUACCACAUUGUGACUGUUUGUCUGCGCUGUUCACAGCACUUGAUUGUCACUCGUUUGUGUCAUUUAUUACAUUGUGUAAUAUCGCUACUAUCAACCACGGUGUGAACACUAGGAGGCGGUAUCCAUUCCAGGCUAAGAGAACACAGAUUGGAAGUCUUCGUAUUUCAUACUUUGUAUUUUUAAAGUCUGCUUUUUAAAAUGUGCUUUAAGCCAUAGUAUAUUUUAUAGACCAAUGUCUGUGGGCUGUGGGUGGUUUAAUGGUCUGUGUGUGAGACUUUGGAUCUGUUCUUAUCAGUUUACCCCUGUGCUGCCUUUCGUGAUUACUUUGAGGUGGCCUGCCUUACAUGUCUGUUCGGGCUUAGUGCCCGGAAGUUAAUAUAUAUGUGUUGUGAAUUGGCUCAACAAACUGUGUCGGGGUGAAAAGAUGAAUAGCUUUCAUCUGUAACGCUAAACAAAAACCACCCGAGCACUAACAGCUAAUUAUUCCUUAAACCUUUGAGUAUGUAUAUAAAUGUAAUGUUUGAAUAAGAUGUAUUUUGUAAAGUUCAUGUGUUUAUUAACAGUUUCUAAUGUAUUACUAAUGGAUAAUAAAUCUAUUUAGUACUUUUUCUUUUACAUUCUUUGGUUGUAAAUUCUGUUUCACUGAUGAAAACCAAUCUGCUUUUAGUAGUUCUGCUCAUCCAACUGAAUUUCUAGCACGGUGUCAUUGGACAGAAGUACAAACUGAGUUAAAUAUCUCUUGAAAUGCAUUCCAGGACAAAGUGAAAAAUCUCAUUUCUGACGUGGACGGUGGCAGAAUUAUUUCAAAUGUUGGUCUGAACUGUUUAAUCUCAGUUUAAAAACACACACGCGAAGUUCAGUAAGAUAACCAGGCUUUGACGACCCUUCUGUGAAGCAUUGUCAACUCUCAAAGUGCUUUUCACUUUUGUAAAUGGGAAUUUUGUAUGAGUACACUUGUUAAUGUUUCUAAUAUGGAGUCUGAUAUUUUUCCCAAAACAUUUAAUAAACAGGUUUAAC